AUGGCUACGUUUACUCGAAUUGCCGACGAUGAGCGUCCUACCAUUUCGGUUGACCCCAGUGCUGUCAUCUCCACCAUUGACGAUAACAUCUAUGGUGGUUUCACAGAGCACAUGGGCCGCUGCAUCUACGGCGGUAUCUACGAGCCUGGCAACCCCCUCUCAGACGAGAAUGGCUUCCGAAAGGAUGUCAUCGAGGCAAUGAAGGAGCUCAACUGCCCCGUUGUGCGAUAUCCAGGUGGUAACUUUGUUGCUACAUACCAUUGGCAAGAUGGUAUUGGACCUCGAGAAAAGAGGCCUGUCAGACCUGAGCUUGCUUGGAUUGGUACCGAGAGCAACGAGUUUGGUACUGAUGAGUUCAUGAAGUGGUGUGAGGUUGUCGGCACCGAGCCUUAUCUAUGUCUCAACUUUGGAACUGGCACUCUCGAUGAAGCCCUCGCAUGGGUCGAGUACUGUAACUCUGACCGACCAAGCUACUACGCCAACCUCCGUCGUCAAAACGGACGUGAGAAGCCAUACAACGUCAAGUACUGGGCUCUCGGAAACGAAAUGUGGGGAGCAUGGCAAGUUGGCCAGAUGACAAAGGAAGACUACGCAAAGAAGGCCUACCAAUGGGCCAAGGCCAUCAAGCUCCUAGACCCCAGCGUAACCCUCAUUCUCUGCGGCGAGACAGGUCACAGUACCUGGGACUCGUACGUUAUCAAGGAGUGCAUCAAGUUUGACAUUCACGGCUUGGGCGGUAGCACAACUGCUAGUCUGAUUGAUCAGCACAGUAUUCAUAUCUACACUGCCAGCUCAGAUCAUUACAAGAACGCUACCGCCCCCCGUUCUGCUGAGCGCGCCAUCGAAAUCGCAUCCAGCCUCAUCGAUCUCGCCCGUAUCGAGAACGGUGUCCCUCCCACCGUCCCUCGUCAAAAGAUCUGCUUCGACGAGUGGAACGUAUGGGAUCCCGAGCGUGCCCCCGGUGAAGAAGGCGCCGAAGAAAAGUACAACCUCUCCGACGCCCUUGCCGUCGCCAUCUGGCUCAACGUAUUUAUCCGCCAGAGCAAGCACGUCGGCAUGGCCAAUAUUGCUCAGAGCGUAAACGUCAUCUCCCCUCUCAUGACCACCAAGGAUGGUCUUCUCAAGCAGCCUACCUGGUGGCCUCUUCUUCUUUACAGCAAGUACAUGCGCGGUUCAACCAUCGCCGUCAACCUUCGCGGAGGCGAGUAUCUCGGUGAUACACAUCCACAGUGGAUUCGUGGUACUAUCGAGACGCCUUGGUUGGAUGUUAGUGCGGCGCUGGAUAAGGAUGGCACCGUCAACCUUGCUGUGGUGAAUAUCCACGAGGACAAGGAUUUCGAGACCGAGCUCAAGGGUUUGAGUGGAAAGGAGGUUGAGGUUCACAGUGUUAGCGGAAGGGAUGUCAAGGUUGUCAACACAGCAGAGAAGGAAGAGGUUGGUAUUAAGGAGUCCAAGUGGAAUGGUGAGGGCUUGUUCAAGUUCCCCAAACACUCUUUUACUUUGCUGCGGUGGAAGCAGUAG
Molecule: messenger RNA, 1521 nt
Organism: Fusarium pseudograminearum CS3096
Lineage: Eukaryota; Fungi; Ascomycota; Sordariomycetes; Hypocreales; Nectriaceae
Exons: 7
Coding region: 1-1521 (506 amino acids)
Biological process (GO): polysaccharide catabolic process; L-arabinose metabolic process
Molecular function (GO): alpha-L-arabinofuranosidase activity
Source: RefSeq, a predicted model, not a curated record